Effrenium voratum is the source of this 750-nucleotide messenger RNA. NCBI's taxonomy places the organism in Eukaryota, Dinophyceae, Suessiales, Symbiodiniaceae. The record is from the annotation of a GenBank genome assembly.
AUGCUAGAGGGCAAGAACUGCCUCUGUCUCUCCACGGACUUCCCGGGCUUCUUCCAAGACUUGGCGAAGCUGCGGCUGGUGGCCUUUGGAGCACUCUCAGGCUUGGUGCUUUUGGACAAAGCUGGGGUGGUGCACAACGACAUGAAGCCGGAUAACCUCAUUUGGACCGAGGGUGGCACUGGGCCGCGCGUGAAGAUUGUGGACUUCGGCUGUGCUCGUUUAGACCAGCGAGAGGAGCGGGGGCGCAACUGGGCUCUGGCCGAGGGCGGCGCUGGCCACCUUGGCAAGUGGGCUCCUGAGAUGAUUUUGCGUCUCCCCAUUGGCCACCGCGCUGACGUGUGGGGCGUUGCGGUCUCGCUCUGCGAGCUCUUUUGCGGGCGCAUGGUUUGGCGAUCAGAAGCCGACUCCGCGGAGGUGGUCAUGGCACAAGCUCUUGGCCUUUGCAACCUCCGGGAUGGACUGCCUGCGUCCCUGCUGCGGCGCAGCCCGCUGGACGUGCGGCAGCUCUAUACCCCGGCGCCCCGGCAUUGGCCGCUGCGGCGCAGCGGCUCGCUGAUCGAAGCCCUGAGGCCGAAGCACUGGGGCCUGGAUCAGGUGCUGGGCCCUGGCUGGCAGGACUCGGACAAGGUGGAUCUGGGGCAGAUGCUCCUGGCGGGCCUGGUGCUGGACCCCACGUUCCGCCCCAACGCUGCACAGCUGCUGCAGUGCUGCAACUUCCUGAAUCCUGAGAUCCCGCGCAAGGCACUCUGA